AUGGGAUGGGAUGGGGGUGGUCACUGUGCCUUGUGGUGGAUACUGAAGCCGACGGCCAAGAUGAAACAGGGUUCGUGUCUGACUUACAAGCUCACACAGGAGAAUGUGGGCCAAGACCUCCAGAGAGCCGAGACUGAGAGGAACUCGAAUCCAGAGGCCUCGCAGACGGAGCACCACCAUUGCACCAGCAACCGCCUGGUUUGA
Messenger RNA from Colletotrichum paranaense, 204 nucleotides. RefSeq lists its product as uncharacterized. The transcript has a single exon. The record is from RefSeq and is a predicted model, not a curated record. The coding region runs from base 1 to 204 and encodes 67 amino acids. Lineage: Eukaryota; Fungi; Ascomycota; Sordariomycetes; Glomerellales; Glomerellaceae.